AUGGAUUCAAAUCAAGGAAAAUCGUCCACAGAUUCGCCUUAUAGUUAUGGUGGAUCAAAAAAUGAAAGUCUGGAUCCACUUCUGAUCGGAUCGGUUUCAGUACUUGUCCUGGCAUUGACCGUGAUUAUCUGGCGUCUUCUUAAAUUACAAUGGGAUGAGAAAGCAGCUCGUCAGAGGACAGAUUUGUUAUUGGCAAUGAAUGAAGGAGCUGAGGAUAGAAGAGGUGCCAAUGUAGCUGGAGGGAUGCGUAGAAAUGCUAGACGUCGUAUUAAUCGCGACGAGCAAGAAGACGGUUUCGUCAAUCAUAUGCUAAACGAUGAUGACGAGAUGGAAGAUGGAGAAGGAGGUGAUCAAUUUGAAUAUGAUGCUGAUGGUAAAAAAGUUGGAAAGAGAAAGGCUGCUAAAUUGGCAGCGAAAGAAGAAAAACGACAAAUGCGAGAAUAUGAAAUAAGAGAACGAGAAGAACGUAAACGACGUGAGGAAGAACGGGAGAAAAAACGGGAUGAAGAAAAAGCAAAAGAAGCUGCUGAAGAGAAGGCUGAAGAGGACCGAUUGAAGAAAGAACGAGAAGAGAAGGAACACAAAGAGCAUGAAGAGUAUCUGGCUAUGAAAGCUUCUUUUGCUGUUGAAGAAGAGGGAACCGAUGCCAUUGAAGGAGAAGAAGCUGAAAAUCUAAUUCGUGAUUUUGUAGCAUAUGUUAAAGCUAACAAAGUUGUCAAUAUCGACGAGCUGUCAGCUCAUUUUGGUUUGAAAUCAGAAGAAGCCGUAAAUAGAUUGCAGCAUUUCAUUGGAGAAGGACUCGUUCAAGGAGUUAUGGAUGACCGUGGAAAAUUCAUUUAUAUCUCUGAUAAGGAGUUCGCUGCUGUUGCGAAAUUCAUAAACCAGCGUGGACGAGUGUCAAUUCAUGAAAUCGCGGAACAAUCGAACCGCCUUAUUCGUCUUGAGACACCGAUUGCCGCCGAAUAA
Messenger RNA from Caenorhabditis remanei, 966 nucleotides. RefSeq lists its product as uncharacterized. NCBI's taxonomy places the organism in Eukaryota, Metazoa, Nematoda, Chromadorea, Rhabditida, Rhabditidae. The transcript is spliced from 5 exons. Bases 1 to 966 code for a protein of 321 amino acids. The record is from RefSeq and is a predicted model, not a curated record.